AUGGAUUACAAUAACGAAAAUUAUAAUUUAAAUAAUGUGUUUUCUAACACGAAGUUGUCUGAAUUAAAUAGUUUAAGAAAUACAAAACUAAUGGCUAAUGAAAAAUUAAUUAGACAUGAUUGGUCACAAACAAAUGACAAUAUAUUUUUUACAAUAUACCGAAAAAACGUUCAAAAAAAAGAUUUUCUUUAUUAUAUAAAAAAUGACUACAUCUUUUUAAUUAUAAUAAUAAGUGAAGAAGAAAUAUAUAUUAUUGAAAAUUUUUUGUUUUCAAAAAUUUCACCCAUUAAAACGAAGAUUAAUAUAACACCAAUGAAAGUUGAAAUAAUAUUUGAAAAAGAAAUAAAAGAAUUAAAAUGGAAUGAAUUCAUGAAAAUUGAAAAUUCUGAUAAUUUAAAAAAAAAAGAAAAUAUCUUGAAUCCAUUUAACGGAAAAAGCACAGAAGAAUGGAAUAAACUAACUAAAACAAUAAAAGAAGAUGAUGAUGAAGGAAGCAUUGAUAAUUUUUUUAAAAAAAUUUAUAAUGAAGGAGAUGACGAUACUAAAAGAGCUAUGAUCAAAUCUUUUCAAACAUCAUGUGGAACUGUUCUAUCAACAAAUUGGAAAGAUGUUCAAAAUAAAAAUUACGAAAAAGUAAAAAAUUAUAAAUGA
This is a messenger RNA of Plasmodium relictum, 651 nucleotides long. RefSeq names its product calcyclin binding protein, putative. Bases 1 to 651 code for a protein of 216 amino acids. NCBI's taxonomy places the organism in Eukaryota, Apicomplexa, Aconoidasida, Haemosporida, Plasmodiidae. The record is from RefSeq and is a predicted model, not a curated record. The transcript has 8 exons. Gene Ontology annotation, molecular function: protein-folding chaperone binding.